AUGGGCCGAAGUGAUGAGCCAAUGGCGAUUAAAACGAAGUUAGGAUGGGUUAUCUUCGGGAUGGAUACCAAACUCCACGAAGCCUCCGAACAUUUGCUGAUGAUCCACUACGAGGAAAAUGCCAUGAAUAAAAUGAUGCGAAGCUACUUUAGCACAGAAGACUUUGGAGUGAAACCAGUAGCAACAGUAAAGUCAAGCGAGAUGGAACGUGCCGAGAAAAUCAUUGCCAACACCCUGGUGAAAUCACAAGGACGUUACGAGAUAGGUCUACUAUGGAAGACCGACGAAGUGAAGUUUCCAGACAGCUACCAAGCUGCAUUACGACGUCUAGUGAGCCAGGAAAAGCAUCUAAAAAAGAAUGCGGAAAUGCAGACUUGGCUGUGUGAUACCUUCAAGGAGUACGAGAAGAAGGGAUAUAUAAGGAAGCUUUCGCGAGAAGAAGCAGCACUGCACGGGCCGCGUACCUUUUAUUUGCCGCAUUUCGUUGUUGUGAAUAAAAACAAGCCAGUGCUUAAACCGAGGCUAGUGUUCGACGCGGCCGCAAGAGUUAAGGAUGUUUCCUUAAACUCCCAGCUCCUCACCGGACCUGACGAAAUGCCGUCAUUAUUUGGCAUACUGCUGAGAUUCCGUGAAGGGAAUAUCUGCGUUACUGGGGACAUCAAGGAGAUGUUCCACCAAGUGAAAAUAAGGAAGGAGGACCAGGACGCACAGCGCAUAUUGUGGCGUGAAGGAAACGAAGCACGGCAGCCGGAUACGUACGUCAUGCAGGUCAUGACGUUUGGUGCAACGUGCUCACCAUCAUGCGCUCAAGCGGUGAAAAAUCGAAACGCCGAAGAGCAUCAACUUACUCACCCGCUGGCCCUUAGACCCAUCAUCCGCCAGCAUUAUGUGGACGACUACUUAGACAGCUUCUUCUCACUGGAAGAGGCCAUCGAAACGGUGAAGCAGGUGAGAAACGUUCACGCGAUGGGUGGAUUCCUCAUAAGGAAUUUUGUGGCGAAUAAUUCAAAGUUGAGACAAACAAUACCGGAAGAACAUCAGCUCCACCAAAGGUUGGUGGACAUCAAGGAAAAAAACCAGUGCGUCGAAAAGAUAUUAGGUGUGCAGUGGAAUACGCAGCUGGACACGUUUGGUUACAAAGUAAAUAUAGCUAGAGCUCACACCGAUGUUGGCAGAGAACUCCCCACCAAACGAGAAGUGUUAAGUUUCGUCAUGUGUAUUUAUGAUCCCCUUGGUCUCAUCAGCCACCUUACAAUUCAAGGGAGAAUUAUAAUGCAGGCUGUCCACCUAGCCGUCGAGGACUGGGACGCAAAGAUUCCCGACAAUCUCGCAACAAAGUGGCAUGAAUGGACGACAACCAUCAGUGAAGCAAAGGAUCUAGCAAUUCCUAGGCCAAUCACCGCGGCAGGAAAUGCGCCGAUCGAUAUCCACACCUUUGUGGACGCAUCUCUUGAUGCAUUUGCAGCAUGCGUGUACGCAAGAAGCUGCUUCAAAGGGUGCUACGUCGUAAGGCUUGUCGCUGCCAAGGCUCGAGUGGCUCCGAUCCAUUCAUUAACGAUUCCAAAGCUCGAGUUGCAAGCCGCCAUUUUGGGAGCGAGGCUCACCGAAACCGUUGCAAAAGAGCUCAGACUGCCAAUCCACCGCACCACGUUCUGGACAGAUUCACGAACAGUACUGUCGUGGAUCAAUAGCGAACAUCGGAAGUAUAAGCAAUUUGUGGCGCAUCGAGUGAGCGAGAUUCUGGACACGAGCAGCGCCAGCCAAUGGAGAUGGGUUCCUUCAAAGAAAAAUCCAGCCGAUGCCGCCACAAAGGUGACCAAUGCAAGCAUGUGGUUUAAUGGUCCAGAAUUCUUGUUAUCAAGAGAGUGUGAUUGGCCCGAGCACCAGCCUGUCUCAGACACAGAGGAGGAGAAGCGUGUUGCUGCGAACCCAGUGCUUCACCAUCACGAGGCAGUGGUUCCCGAGCUGAACUAUUCAACAUGGGACCGCCUGCUUCGCCAUCACACAUUCAUAAAGAAGUUCGUGGACUUUUUGAAAGACCGCAAGGCGUUCAACAAGAUGAUUGGACGUGAAGACGUAGAACAUGCCAAAUACGCCUUGUUACGCAAGGCGCAAUGGGAGGGGUUCCCGGAUGAAAUGGAGGCUUUAACAAAGGGGGAGGAAUUAUCCAGCAAGAGCCAUAUUAAAACGUUGUCACCUUAUUUAGACCAACACAAUCUCCUGAGGUCGCGAAGCCAUCUAGAGAACGCGACGGCGCUACCGAAAAGCGCGCGCUCACCAAUACUUCUGCCGCAGAAACCGCGCAUCGUCAAGCUUCUUGUGCGGAACUAUCACGAGAAGUAUCAUCUCCAGGCCGACAAUGUCGUGAUCGGUACUCUGCGGCAAACCUACUGGAUCGUGCAGCUGCGGAACGUUUUGAAAGCCGUUAAAGGCUGCUGCCAGAGAUGUAUUCUCAACACCGCUACCCCACAAACUCCUAUGAUGGCGCCCCUGCCAUCUUUCAGGACACACCCUCACAAUCCGCCAUUCCUACACUCGGGAGUGGAUUAUUUUGGGCCCCUCGACGUCACCGUGAAGAGGUCCAUCGAGAAACGAUGGGGGGCUAUAUUCACAUGCAUGAGUACGCGGGCUGUACACAUUGAACUGGCUGAGAAGUUAGAUGUUGAUAGCUUCUUAGUCUGCCUGAAGAAUUUCACAAAUCGGCAAGGCAAGAUCACCCACCUAUAUAGUGAUAACGGGACCAACUUCAUAGGCGCGGAAAGGCUGAUGAAGAAAAAGCGCUACAUCACAUUGCGAGCGGCGUUAAUAGAGAUAGAGGCUAUGAUCAAUUCGCGGCCAUUGACGCACAUACCGUUGUCCAACGAGGAAGACGAGAUUCUGACGCCGUUCCACUUCCUUAUUGGACGAGGCGUUGAGAGCCUACCGCCGGAUAGCCUGGACACAUCGUACGUAUCCAGACAGCAGUUCAAAGUGGCCCAGCAUAACGCCAAGGUUUUCUGGGAUCGCUGGAAGAAGGAGUAUCUGCCAACACUCAUCAAACGGAACAAGUGGACCAACAAGGUGGAACCAGUGAAGGUGGGCGAUGUGGUGGUGCUCACAAACGACAACGCACCCGCGGGACAAUGGCUGAAGGGCAAGGUGCUGGAAGUGCACCCGGCUGCGGAUGGGCAAGUUCGCGUCGUGACCGUGAAGACGGCCUCCGGAAUCCUGAAGCGACCGGCCGUCAAGGUAGCAGUAGUGGACGUGAAGCCCAAGGAGCAUCUACUCGUCGUGAAGCAACCGCCAUCCAAGACGACCAAGAGAGUGCUGGAAGAUGACGUGACUAUAAGGGAGGCCCCGUCAACCAAGCGGAUCAUCACAGCUGGCGACUGGACAGCCAGAUUGCUUGCGGGCAAUUCCGAUCGCGAAUGA
Molecule: messenger RNA, 3411 nt
Organism: Anopheles merus
Lineage: Eukaryota; Metazoa; Arthropoda; Insecta; Diptera; Culicidae
Exons: 2
Coding region: 1-3411 (1136 amino acids)
Molecular function (GO): nucleic acid binding
Source: RefSeq, a predicted model, not a curated record